This is a messenger RNA of Olea europaea var. sylvestris, 998 nucleotides long. RefSeq names its product chitinase 10-like. The record is from RefSeq and is a predicted model, not a curated record. Gene Ontology annotation, biological process: chitin catabolic process; cell wall macromolecule catabolic process; carbohydrate metabolic process. NCBI's taxonomy places the organism in Eukaryota, Viridiplantae, Streptophyta, Magnoliopsida, Lamiales, Oleaceae. Gene Ontology annotation, molecular function: chitinase activity. The transcript has 2 exons. The coding region runs from base 40 to 843 and encodes 267 amino acids.
AAAUCUCACAAGAAUGAUGAGACUUGGCAUUUACAAAUUAUGCAUAUUCGAAAUAUGGCUCUGCUCUUCUUAUUUUGGUGCACUUUGUUUUGUUUUGCUGCUGACUCCUUUUCCAUUUCCUCUCUUGUUAGUAAAGAGCUCUAUGAUUCAAUAUUCCUACACAAGGACGAUAAUGCCUGCCCGGCCAAGGACUUUUAUACUUAUGAGUCUUUCAUCAAAGCGUCGAGGAGCUUUCCACGAUUUGGGAAUACUGGAAGCUUAGCUAUGCGUAAGAGGGAAAUAGCAGCAUUUCUUGCACAAAUCUCCCAUGAGACUACCGGAGGUUGGGCAACUGCCCCUGAUGGCCCUUUUGCAUGGGGCCUGUGCUUCAAAGAAGAAGUCAGACCUCAAUCUGAUUACUGUGACUCCACCAACACACAAUGGCCUUGCUAUCCUGGCAAGUCUUACAAAGGAAGAGGUCCUAUUCAAUUGUCAUGGAAUUUUAACUAUGGUCCGGCAGGAAAAGCCUUGGGAUUCGAUGGUCUAAAAAAUCCAGAUGCAGUAUCCAACAAUUCCUUAAUUGCUUUCAAAACUGCCUUCUGGUUUUGGAUGACAGAGCGGAAGCCGAAGCCCUCUUGUCACAGUAUCAUGGUCGGAAGAUAUGUUCCAACAGAAGAGGAUUUGGCAGCCAAUCGUACAGCAGGUUUUGGGUUGGUGACCAACAUUAUAAAUGGAGGGCUGGAGUGUGGAAUACCCACUGAUGGAAGAGUUGCAGAUCGUAUUGGCUUCUUUCAAAGAUAUGCCAGCAUCUUUAAGGUCGACACCGGACCUAACUUGGAUUGCCAAUACCAAAAACCCUACUAACUCAUUUUCUUUUUCUAAGUGCCUAAACCUUCUGGUUUUUCGGUAAUCUAGUGGAAUCCACUAGGAAUUGUAUGUGCUCAUCUGUUUGCUCAUUUCAUAAAGAGAAUUCAAUUUGUUUUAUAUAUAAUAGAUGGAGGAUCGUAUUUCGUGUGCAA